GGGACAAGACUUUACAGGGCCAUCGAUCGCGAUCGGUACGGUACAUGUACUUGUAAUUGUACGUACCUGCAUGAUCGAUCGUGACGUACCCGUACCUAAUUUGUGCAGAAUAGGAUCGAGCGUCGUAUCUACGUAAAGGUUAACUUCACCUGAAGUAGGGACAACUUUUGCAUGUGUUGCUUUUGCAUCUCAAACGGGCAAACUGGGCCAGUCCUCUAUUUGAUCUCCCACACGUCGAUGUAAUUUUUUGCCUUUGCGCGGGCGGAGUAGACCAAAUCAAGUGUCAUGGCGGCCGAAAGGUUGGAAGUCCUACGCCGACACUUAUCAUUAGGGAGUGCGGCAAAAUCAUUGAAGCCGUACACACUCCUUUCCAGGAACGAGACCAGUUCAGUCUCGGUCAACCCAACAGUCAUCCAGUAUGUAUUACCCAACUCACUGCUGACCCCAGAACAAGUGGCUUCCUAUGAAAGGAAUGGUUUUCUCGUCAUAAGAAACCUUGUGCCUCACGACAAAAUUGAUGAAUACAGGCAACGAUUUGCAGACAUCUGCAGUCGGCAAGUGGACACCGAGGGCAUGGUGAUCAUGCGUGAUGUUGCCAUUGCCAAAUCUGAGUUUGUGCCGGGAGAACAGGCUGUCACGAAAAUCCAAGAGUUCCAAAGUGAUCCAGUACUGUUUAAAUACUGCUGCUUACCAGAGGUCUUGAAGUACGUUGAGUGUUUCACCGGGCCCAACAUCCAAGCCAUGCAUACCAUGCUGAUCAACAAACCUCCAGAUCCUGGCACAAGGUCCUCCCGCCAUCCCAUGCACCAGGACCUGCACUACUUCCCAUUCAGACCGGCCGAGCGUAUCGUCUGCUCCUGGACAGCCAUGGAGAGAGUGGACCGUUCUAACGGUUGCUUGGUGGUGCUUCCUGGCACACAUAAGACUGAGCUGUUACAGCAUGAGUACCCACAGUGGGAGGGUGGUGUGAAUAAGAUGUAUCACGGUAUCCGCGACUACUCCCCUGACCACCCGCGUAUGCAUCUUGUCAUGGAGAAGGGUGACACUGUCUUCUUUCAUCCUCUUUUGAUUCAUGGCUCUGGCAUGAACCGUACCCAAGGAUUCAGAAAGGCAAUUUCCUGCCACUAUUCAUCAGCCGAGUGCCAUUACAUCGAUGUGCAGGGGACCGUCCAGCAGAACAUUGCUGAUGAGGUUAUUGAAAUUGUCAAGAGGAAAUAUGGCACAGAUCUGGAUUUCAAAUUUGAGGAUGCCUGGAGGUUUAAGAGUCGUUUAGUUCAAGGGCAGGAAGUCAGCUUGUAGAGACCAGAGUCCAGGAGGCCAGUUUUGGAGGAUGGAGUGAGUUCAUGAGGAGACCAUCCUAAUAGGCAGACCACUGGAUCAAGGCUGUAAGAGGUUGUAUGAUAGUAUCCAAAUUUAGUAUGCAAAUGGAAUUUUAAAAUCUCACAAGGUUAUUUAUAAUAUAACUCAAUGUACUUUGAAUGGUAAACAAACAGGAAAAAAUAUUUUAAAUUGCAAGGAAAUAAAGUUUUCUUUAUUUUUCCCCAUUCUCCUGAGGUGAUUGCAGUAUGGUGCAUUGUAUUUUUUCAAUGGACACUCCAUAUUAUGCUAUAUUUAAUCAGUUUACUGUGUACACACACCACGUCUGUGAUGAUGAGGGCGAAUUUUUCUUGUCUCUUUAAUUUGUAACAGUUUAAACUGUCAUAAAUUGUCGCAGAAAUACAAAUAAUAUAAAUCAAAUCAGCAACCUAAAUUGUUGCCAAAGAUGUUAAAACCAGCUUUGGUAUUCAGAGAGUAGAAAUGAUAUGUACACCUAACCAUUUGAACCAUAUUUGGAGAUCAAAGAGGGUUUCAGUCGUGAGCUGUGAGAAAGCAGGUUUGCUUGUUGGACCUUAAGUUAAAUUAGCGGUUCUUUGGCACUAGCUUAUGUGUUACCAAGUCACUGCUAAUUGAUUUAUGGUCAUGUUUUGUGCAUAGUAUAAUUAAAGUUCGCACAAGUUUGUUGCUAAUUAAUUAAGGUCCUGGGUAUUGUAUUAUCUUCAAGCAAACUUGAAUCCUCACUUCUCAUUGAUCGACAACAAUGUGACAUCACACUGUAUCGCAACAUGCACCCUGUGCAUUAUGCUGUUCUGACUCUGUAAUUUUAUAAUUAUGCAAAAUGUGCAGUAUAGCUGCAAAUCGUGCUGAUCACCAAGUGCAUUUAAACAUGCACUCCUUUGAGUAUAGACAGCAUGCUUGUUUCAUCUCUACUGCGUGUUGAGUUUACCGAAAGAUAUUGUGCUCGCAUGUGUAAUAAUUAUCUCUGUAUUUAGUAAGCAGAUUGUAUGUUUUAUUAUCCAUGCCCUACAAUAUUGUAAUGAUUUGAAGCUUGUGGAAGUUUUUGUGGUCAGCUAAUAAAAUGAAUCUGGGAGUGAGCACAUAAAAUGAAUCUAGGAGUGGGUGACAUUUUUGGCACUGGUUGCCAGUGGCGUAACUAGGAGUAAAUGCCGGGGGGUGACCCGGAGAUGCACACACUUUUCAAGGGGGCACUAGAAGAAAAUAAGCUGCUGUUGCAUGGCUAUAUCAAUGAAGAUUAUUCAAAGAUUUCAAAUGGUGGGAGGGGUGCGGGGGGGGGACAGGCAUCUGCCGAGGGCGCGCCCCCCUCCUCGUAGUUAUGCUACUGCUGGUUGCAGUUUGUUUAGAAUUUCCAAUUUUUCCAACGUUUCCAAUUUCUCUAUGGGUCAUCAGUCUCUUCCUGGGCGAUAUCCAAGGAUGCCCCUAUGAUACAGUUUUGUUUCCCAGUACAGGUUAACACAGGUGAUGUAUUCAGUGUAUGACAUUAACAUGCUUUGAGAUUAAAGUUUGCAAUCUAAAUGAAA
Molecule: messenger RNA, 2855 nt
Organism: Acanthaster planci (crown-of-thorns starfish)
Lineage: Eukaryota; Metazoa; Echinodermata; Asteroidea; Valvatida; Acanthasteridae
Product: phytanoyl-CoA dioxygenase, peroxisomal-like
Biological process (GO): fatty acid alpha-oxidation
Molecular function (GO): phytanoyl-CoA dioxygenase activity
Source: RefSeq, a predicted model, not a curated record